Danio rerio (zebrafish) is the source of this 1197-nucleotide messenger RNA. Lineage: Eukaryota; Metazoa; Chordata; Actinopteri; Cypriniformes; Danionidae. The record is from RefSeq and is a predicted model, not a curated record.
AUCAGAUUUUGGCUGUCAGGAAGACAAACCGAGAUCUGCGCGAGUCUGAAGUUUACAUGUGUUCACGCAACAUUCAUACAUGAAUACCGAGGUGUCGGUGCUGUACUUUGCCAAAAGUGCCGAAUUAACGGGACUUAAAGCGGAGAUUAUUACCGUUCCUUCAAACAUAUCGUCUGUGCAGCUCUGGCAGGAUUUGGAGAACAGACACCCAAGGCUCUCUGUGCUGCGGGGUAAGGUGGUUCUGGCUGUGCGUCAGGAGUUUGUGUCUCUGUGUGAGCAGCCGCUAAGCCUCAGGGACGGAGACGAGCUGGCCAUCAUCCCGCCACUCAGUGGAGGAUAAACUAACUCCAGAGGUAUGGCUGCCGAUGGGGGUCGAGAUCUAAUAACUCUCACCACUGACAAACUUUUUGCUGACAGAGUGUCUGAAUCGGUUACAUGUCCUUCCUGUGGUGCUGUUUCUCUGUUCAUUGGGACUACCAGAGAUAAUUUCGAGGGUAAGAAAGUGGUCCGGCUUGAAUACGAGGCCUACGCUCCAAUGGCAGAGUCUAAACUGAAGAAGAUCUGCAGUCACAUCAGGACAAAGUGGCCCAGUGUGAGACACAUUAACAUACAACACCGACUCGGUCUGGUUUCUGUAACCGAAGCGAGUGUUAUUAUUGGCAUCUCAUCACCGCACAGAAGUGACUCCCUGGAAGCGCUCAAAUAUUGCAUCGACACACUCAAAGCUACUGUGCCAAUCUGGAAAAAGGAAAUAUACGAGUCCGGGGAGCCUUGCUGGAAGGAGAACAAGGAGUGUUUGUGGGCGGAUGGUGGAAAACAUCCCAAAGAAAGCUGAAAAAGUCCACUAGUAAAUGAGCUACAGUAAAUCUCAUGAAGCAUCAAGGAGGUUUUAUUGCAAAAAUAAAAAGCCUACAGUUCACCUGGAGAAACACAAAUAAAGAUACUAAUCAAAACAGUUCAUCUUACAGUUUAAAUGUAUUUUUAAAGAAUAGAUGCCUUUUAAAAAGUGCAACAACAUUAUGUAAACAUGAACUAAACGCUUUGGAGCUCAUUAGUAGUUAGACCUGUUUUCCAAAGACAUCACACCGUCAGCAGAAGGCAAAACCCUGAAUUCUCAUAUCUUAACAUUGUACUGGCAACGCUUUAUAUUACUUUUAUCAUUUAAAAAUUUUAAAUAAAGCCUAAUAUUAUUAUUAA